Botrytis deweyae is the source of this 1179-nucleotide messenger RNA. RefSeq lists its product as uncharacterized. Lineage: Eukaryota; Fungi; Ascomycota; Leotiomycetes; Helotiales; Sclerotiniaceae. The record is from RefSeq and is a predicted model, not a curated record. The transcript has a single exon. The coding region runs from base 1 to 1179 and encodes 392 amino acids.
AUGGAGACAUCAAAUCCUAGAGCAAAGUUGAAAUACAGACCUCUCGUCUCUAGAACCGCGAUUCGGUUAGUCGUGAUACAUCCUGGCUCUGGGGAUGAGCCUAUCAGAUGCCACUUAAUACAUACCAAGCUAGGUGAAAUAGCUUACGAGGCAUUAUCCUAUGAGUGGAAAGAAGAAAGUAACGACGAUCCGAUGAUUAACGUGAGCGGUGAAAAUAUCACUGUUCGAAAGAACUUGCAUGAUGCUUUGGUGCACAUUAGGCUCCCCGAAACUGGGCUGCACAUAUGGAUCGAUGCUUUAAGCAUCGACCAAUCUGACAUUUCAGAGAGAAAUGCUCAAAUCAAAAUUAUGGGACAGAUCUACAGUGGUGCUCUAAGUGUCAUCGUUUGGCUUGGCAAUGCGGCAGAGAACAGCGACACUGCGUUCAGAAUGCUUAAAGAGAUUGCUGCUCGAGCCAUUCUCAGAAGGAGUGAUGCGACGAACUACAACGAACACAUCAAUCAGCUUAUUCAAUUGUUCGACGGUUUUGAUCAUGAGGAAUGGAAGGCUCUAGUCGCUCUUUGUCAGCGUCCGUACUGGUCACGUAUCUGGGUAUUACAGGAGAUACAUCUGGCGAAAAGCUAUAAAGUGCAUUGUGGCAAAAAGUCCAUUGACGGUAACGCCUUCCAAUAUUCUAUCGCAAUAUUUUCCGAUAGCAGAAUGAAGACAGAUAAGAGUACUGAGUACUUCCGUAUCAUAACUGAGAGCGCUGUGUCUGCACAUAGACUUGCGAAGGAUAUUCCCCCGCUUUUUCACACAUUGCGUCGCUGGAUAUCAGUCACUUCGUUUGGAGGCUUUGUAUCUACAAACCCCCAUGAUAUGAUUUAUGCUUUGCUGGGAGUUUCAAGCGACUGGCAAGAUGGCAGAGUGAUACUCAUACCCAAUUACACCAAGCCAUUACCAGAUCUCUUCUUUGACGUAGUACGCAUAUUAAUGGCGAAGCCUCUUGGAGAUCAUUCAAUUAAAAUUCUAAAUCGGCUGGCGGAACGUUUUGAAUGCACCACAGAUCCAAGAGUCAAGAAAUUUUUCACAGAUUUAAAGCCAGUUCCCAAGUCUUACUUAGCUCAAUUGCAAGAUUUGAUGCUAAGCUUUAAAUUCAAUGUGCGGAGAUCUCUCAAUCUUAAAUCACUCGGGCAAUAA